UGACCGUUUGUGACCAUGAAGCGCAGAUAUGAGUUCUGUAAUAUUACAGACUACCGUCAGAAAACCAAGACGUCGCGCAAACAGUGUUGUACACGUCCUUCGAAGUCCUCACCACAACCACCGCGCAUGCGUCGAGCGAGCGCGACAGACGCAUGCGCGGUUACCCCAGGCAACCUAACGUUCCCAUGGAGACGUGCGCACUCAACACGGGUUCGACGGAAGGCAAAGAAAAAACCCAACCCACGCCGGCAGAGAAACAGGGACGAGGUAAAGAAGAAAUCUUUGGAAGAAAUGGAAGAGGAAUACUUGAAGACCAUCCGCCUGCUGUUCAUUCGUUGUACGACUAUUACCGGCGUGACAGAAGAGUCGUGGACAACGGAGAAUGAAAGGGCGAUGGAUCAAUUUAUUGUGGACACAUCCAUCCAAACCGUGGUGGUCUAUAAGGACACCAGCCAUGUUCUGCAGGUGGCGUACUCCAUGCCCCUACCGGGACAGCUGGUAGAUCAGCUGUGCUAUUUUGGCCGCAUGCCAGGAGCCAUACUCACAGUGGAGUCAUUUGACACGGCCGUACAGUUUGCCACAGUGCGGGGUGACCCCAUCCAGAGGAUGCUCUAUGAGAUGACCUGUUUGCAUGCCCCCCAAAUUGCCCUCAGCGCAUUCAGAGAGAAGAGCCUCAAGGACAACUAUACCAGCCACAUGCACAGCUACCUUGCCAGCCUCACUGAUAAUGUGUAUAAGAAGUUUGGCAAAACAGUCCUAUACAUCCCAAUGGAAGGCCUACAGUGCAGCCCUGCGGAGGCCAAGAAUGACAAGAAGCUGGUUCAGAGAAUGGAGACCGUCAUCAUCAACUGGACAGAUCAGAUAAAGGAGCAGAUGCGUGGCCAAGACACAAUGAAGAAUUGGGACAACUGUGGUCUGCUGCAGGAGAUAGCCUGCUGGAAGAGUCACUCUGUCAAGCUGCUGGACCUCAUGCAGCAGCUGCAAAAGCCUGGUGUCAGGCACAUCGAGGACAUCCUGCGGCUCUCCAAGUCUCUGUAUGUAGAGCGCUUCCUCAAACUGGCCAUUGAAAUACAGGAUUAUUCUCUGCAGGCCCAAUCAAACCUGUCCUUCCUGUCCAUACUGAAGGAGCCCUGUGAAGAGCUUGCCCGGCUCGAGCCCAAUCAAGUUGCUCCUAAACUGAAACACAUUGUCAGUCUCAUUCGCAUCAUCUGGCUCAACUCCAGCCACUACAACACCACUGAGAAGAUCUCUGGUCUCUUCCACAAGGUGAGUAAUGAGAUGACGGGCCUGUGCUGCGAAAGCAUCUCUCUGGACAAGAUCUUUAAGGGCCACGUGACCUCCAGCAAACAAAAUCUCAGAGACUGCAUCCACUGCUGCCAGUCCUGGGAGGAAAUAUACCUGCAAGCCGCGCAGAUUCACGACAAGAAUUCUUCAAAAGGCUGGGACCUGGAUCAUUCCAACUUUUUUGUGGUGGUUGACGCUUUCAUUCAGAGGUUCAGGGACCUGCUUGAGAUAUGUGACUGCCAGCAACAGUUUGCCCGCUGGGAGGAUGGUCAGCAGAGGCCCCUGCGAUGCUUCAGCGGUUGCCAUGGACCAGAGUUCACGCAGUCCCUCCUGGAGAUAGAGGGCACCUUCCACCGUGGCCUGCAGAAGCUGCAGUCUCUUGGCAAGGGCAUCCUUGACGUCAAGAAUAACUCGUGGUGCAAUGAAUUCAACAAGUUUCAUUCAUUGACAAAGGAUCUGGAAAUUAUGACGCAGAACCUGAUCAAUUCGGUGUUUAAGACGGUGUACUCAGUGGAGGAAGGGGUUCGGCUUCUGGAUAUUUUCAGACCCAUGUCUACUCGAGAGGCCAUUAAGAGCACCACAGACGAGAAGCUAGAGGAAGUGUACAAUGUCAUAAACAUGGAGCUCCAACUGGUCAACAAGGAGCUGAACCAGAGGAGAGUGUCUUAUCCAGGCCACUUGUCCCAGAUAGCAGGAUACACCCAAUGGGUGAUGGCCCUCAGACACCGCAUAGACAGACCCAUAGAGGUGCUUCAUAAGGCCCACUUCAUAACCGAGUCAUACAGCAGCAAGCAGGUCCUUCUCACCUAUGGCCAAAUGGUGCAUGUUAUGGAUGAGAUUGUGUUGAAGAACUUUAGUGAGUGGACCCAUAACCUGGAUGGACAGUACCUCAAGAGACUGCAGAACCCACUCUUGGUGCGCUGCAAGGAAAAUCCCGCCAAGCUGGACGUUAACUUUGACAUAGGACUGUUGAACCUCUUCUCUGAGGUGGACUACUGGGAUCAACAAGGGUUUGAGCUCCCCCAGUGUGUGUAUAGCAUUUACCAGGAAAGGGAGGAGCUCCGAUGCCUGCGGGAGAGAGCACGGCUGUUGAUAAAGAGCUAUAACAGAGUCAUAAGAAUGCUGUCUCCUGAGGAGUUGGGUCUGUUUCGGGAGCGAAUUCGUUUGAUGGAUAAGAAGAUUCACCCGGGUCUGACCAAGAUCCCAUGGACGUCUAAGACAGCGGCCAACACCUUCAUCCGUGACUGUCUCCAGUAUGUUGAAAAGGUCCAGGUGAUUGUUGACUCUUACAAAGUGUCCAACCUAUCCAUCUCCAGCCUGUGUUCCCAGAUGAGUGAAACUUUGCUGGUCAGACUGGAUGGAAGGAAUGUGUACAGUGACCUGGAGUUUGAGGACAACCAGAAGGCUCAUCAGCGGAGCCAACGUCAAAUACUGCUCUCAGCACACCGGGACAUCAUUGAAAUCAUAACCCGUGUCUACAACACCUUCUCUAAUGAUGGGCCUGAGGUCCGGGAGAACUGGUUGGCCUACACAGAGAAAAUGGACCAAAUGGUAGAGGAAGCUCUCAGAAGCAACAUCAAGAACUCCAUGAAGAUUGUAUCCAGGGCCAUCAACGGAGAGGGCAAGACGUCACCCAAUCCCUUGUUCAAAGUCAUGUUGGAUCUGCAUCAGGCGACUCCCCAAACCACACCAAAGGUCGAGUUCUCCCCAACGCUCACAAAGCUCGCACAGAUAGUGAACAUUAUGCCUCAGCUCAUCAGCGCCGUCGCAGAUUUUAAACGACUGCCUGAACUUGUCAAAUGCAAGCAUUCACAGGGGAAUCCCAUAUACACCAACAUAGAGCAAGACGAGGAGAUAAAGGAGAUCCAGGCUGCAGUUGCCACAGGGAUGUCAGCCAAUGCCAGCCACCUGCAGGCCUAUCUGAAGAACUGGGACAAAUACAGGGACAUCUGGCAGAUCAACAAGGACUCCUUUAUACAACGCUAUCAGAGACUCAACCCACCUGUCACUUCUUUUGACGCAGAUGUACACAGGUACACAGAGAAAGCCAACAGUGUUCAACAGGAAGAGACAGUAUUGAACAUCGGGUUUGUCACACUGGACUGUUCACUGCUCAAGUCCUCCUUGGUGCAGCACUGCUGUCAGUGGCAGAAGAAGUUCACUCAGCUGCUCAGCCACAUUGCCAGCACCAACCUUACAGAACUUCAUUCCUCCCUGCAAACCAAUGCCGACAGGCUGAGUCAACCACCGCAGACACUGGACGAACUUCGUGACAGCCUUAAGCUUUUUGGGACUAUGCAGGGAGAUCUGGCCAAGACAGAAGCUCAGAUUCUUCUCAUCCAUGACCAGUUUACUAUCCUGGACAAAUACGAGGUCCCAGUGGAGGAGGCUGUGCAGGAGAUGCGUGAGGUUAUAGAUGGCGAUUGGGUGUGGUUCCAGCAGGUCUUGAUUGACAGUGAAGACAUGCUGCAGAAGCAGAGAGAAAAAUUCAAGAACAGCCUCUUGGUCCAAUCUGAGGAUCUCAAUAAGAAGAUCCACAGCACUGUGCAGAACUUCAGCAGCACAGGUCCAUUUGACAGUGCACUGAAAACCGAGUUGGCCCUAAAGCAAAUAGCAGAGCAUUGCAGCCAACUGGAGGCCCUAAAAGAGGAAGAGAGCAACAUCAUUUACUGGCUGGCCUUUUUCAAAAUAGAACACUCCCGCUCCAAAUGCAUCAAGACGCUGGAGAAGGACAUACAGCACCUGCAGCAGGUCUGGGAGAUGGCACAGGAAUGGAAUUCCAGGUGGAACAUCUGGAAGGUUGGUCAGUUUGCUACGCUGCAGACAGAGAACAUGGAGAGCACAGCGCAGGACACAUUCAAAAAACUCUGCAAGCUCAAGAGAGAACUAAAGGAUAAGGAUUGGGACAUAGUAGAUGUCUUUCACAACAAGAUUGACCAGUUCCAGCGGAUCAUCCCUCUCAUUGCUGACAUGAGGAACCCAGCCAUGAGAGACAGACACUGGAAGGAGAUCUGUGAAGAGCUGAACUGCUCUCUUGACCAAACCAGUGAUGAAUUCACCCUGGAGAAGAUCGUAUCUCUGGACCUGGACAAGUACACUGACCAGAUCUCUGAGAUCACUGGAGCUGCCACCAAGGAACUCUCCAUAGAACAGGGCUUGGAGAAUAUUACCAAGACAUGGGAGAAAAUGUUCCUGGACAUAGCAUCUUACAAAGAUAAAGGCCACUACCAGCUGAAGUGCACAGAGGAGGUCUUCCAGGCCCUGGAGGACAACCAGGUCACUCUGUCCACGAUGAAAUCUUCUCGGUUCGUCAAAGCCUUUGAGCCGGUGGUGGACCGCUGGGAACGCCAGCUCUCGCAGGUGCUGGAAGUCAUUGAGAUGAUCCUCAAUGUGCAACGCCACUGGAUUUAUCUGGAGAACAUUUUCCAGGGAAAAGACAUCAGGGAGCAGCUGCCGCGGGAGUGCGAAGAGUUUGAAGAUGUUAGUUCUAACUGGAAAAUCAUCAUGGGCCGACUUUAUGAGGAUAACAACGCCUUACAGGGAACACACUACCCUGGCUUGCUAGAUAUGCUGUCAGAUAUGAGUGCCAAGCUGGAGGAGAUCCAGAAGGCCUUGGACAUGUACCUGGAGACCAAGAGGCAGCUAUUCCCACGAUUCUACUUCCUGUCCAAUGACGAUGUGCUGGAGAUCCUGGGGCAAUCACAGAACGCGGAGGCCAUGCAACCCCACCUGAAGAAGUGUUUCGACAACAUCAAUAAACUGCGCAUUGAAAAGGUGGGCACUAAAGCAGAGGCCUUCGGGAUGUUCUCUGCUGACGGGGAGUAUGUUGAGUUCAUCCACUCGGUGCACCUGGACAAAGCUGUGGAGGUUUGGCUGUGUGAUGUUGAGUACACAAUGCGUAUCACACUGAAGAAUAGUCUGAAUGACUGCCUUGUAGCGCUGAAGAGGAUGAAACAACACAGAGACAAAUGGGUCAAAGAUUGGCCCGGACAGAUGCUUAUCACUGCCAGUCAGAUCCAGUGGACCACUGACGUCACGAAAUCUCUCAUUACCUGCAAGGAGAGGGCUGACAGGUCCGCCCUGAAGUCCCUGAAAAAGAAGCAGGUCAACAUGCUUAAUUGCUAUUCGGAGGCCAUCCGGGGCAACCUGUCCAAAGUGCUACGUCUCAAGAUCGUGGCCCUGGUCACGGGGGAGGUUCAUGCUCGGGAUGUCAUCGACAAGUUAGCCAAGACUGGCUGCAAUGAUGUCAACGCCUUUGAUUGGCUCAGCCAGCUGCGACUGUACUGGGAGAAGGUAUGCGCUGAGACUGCGGACGCGAAAACAGCAAAAAAGAAAAAGGGUGAAGAGGAUGUGGAUGAUUGCAUAAUCCGCCAGACCAACACCCGUUUCAGAUAUGGCUACGAGUACCUGGGCAACUCUGGACGGCUCGUCAUCACUCCGCUUACCGACAGGUGUUACAUGACACUGACCACGGCGCUCUACCUCCACCGGGGGGGCUCUCCUAAAGGCCCAGCUGGUACUGGGAAGACCGAGACAGUGAAGGACUUAGGCAAAGCCCUAGGCAUGUAUGUCAUUGUAGUCAACUGCUCUGAAGGCCUGGACUACAAAUCCAUGGGACGCAUGUACUCUGGCCUGGCACAGACGGGAGCAUGGGGCUGCUUCGAUGAGUUCAACCGUAUCAACAUCGAGGUGUUGUCGGUGGUGGCCCAGCAGAUCCUCUCCAUCCUUUCUGCCCUCGCAGCCGGACAAUGCAAUUUCCACUUUGAUGGACAUCACAUACGUCUGGUCUGGUCAUGCGGCAUCUUCAUCACCAUGAAUCCCGGUUACGCUGGUCGUACUGAGCUCCCAGACAACCUCAAGUCCAUGUUCAGACCGAUCUCCAUGGUGGUGCCAGACUCCACUUUAAUUGCUGAAAUCAUACUGUUUGGAGAGGGCUUCAACAACUGCAAGCUCCUGGCUAAGAAGGUGUUCACCUUGUACUCCCUGGCGGUGCAGCAGCUGUCUAAACAGGACCACUAUGAUUUUGGCCUGCGUGCUCUCACCUCCUUGCUCCGUAAUGCUGGAAAGAAGCGCCGUUGUUGCCACAACGUUCCCGAUGAAGACAUCCUGUUGAUGGCUAUGAAAGACAUGAACAUUGCUAAGUUGACCACUAGUGACCUGCCACUGUUCAAUGGUAUCACCCAGGACUUGUUCCCUGCCAUGGAAACACCCAUUGCAGAUUAUGGCAAGUUGAAGGAGGCCAUAGAGGUGGAGCUUCGUCGGUGCGGCUUGCAGGUGACUCCUUUCGCCGUGACCAAAGUCAUUCAACUUUAUGAGACCAAAAACUCUCGACACUCCACCAUGCUGGUGGGCAAGACCGGCAGCGCUAAGACUGUAACCUGGAAGACCCUGCAGAGUGCCAUCACUGCCCUGCACCACAAGGGAGUGCCCGACUUCCUGCAUGUCCAGGAGUAUCCUCUGAACCCCAAGGCAAUGAGUCUGGGAGAGCUCUACGGAGAAAAUGACCUCACCACCAAUGAGUGGACUGACGGAGUGCUAUCGUCUCUCAUGAGAUUCGCCUGCGCAGAUGAGAAACCAGAUGAGAAGUGGAUUGUGUUUGACGGGCCUGUUGACACGCUGUGGAUAGAGAGCAUGAACUCUGUCAUGGAUGACAACAAGGUGCUCACACUCAUCAAUGGAGAGAGAAUCUCCAUGCCUGAGCAGGUGUCUCUGCUGUUUGAAGUGGAGAACCUGGCAAUGGCCUCUCCUGCUACAGUGUCUCGCUGUGGGAUGGUCUACAAUGAUUCCACUGACCUGGGCUGGAAGCCUUUUGUUCAGUCCUGGCUGGACAAGCGACACAAGGCUGAAGUGGAACAUUUAAAGCGUUUGUUUGAUCAGUAUGUGGAGAGCACACUGAACUUUAAGAAGACUAACUGUAAGGAGCUGAUCCCCAUCACUGAGCUGAAUGGAGUUACCUCUCUCUGCCGCCUCUAUGACUCCCUGGCCACACCAAGCAAUGGGGUGAAUACCUCAAACACAGAAGACCUGGGUAGGAUGGUGGAGCUUUGGUUCAUCUUCAGCCUCAUCUGGUCUGUAUGUGCUUCUGUAGACGAAGAUGGCCGCAAGAAGAUGGACAUCUUCCUUCGAGGGCAGGAGGGCAACUUCCCCAUCAAGGACACAGUCUAUGAGUACUUUGUGGACACCAAGCACAAAAACUGGGCCUCAUUUGAAGUUAAGCUGCCAAAGGACUGGCACUACAAUGCCAGUGCUCCAUUCUACAAGAUCAUGGUCCCUACAGUGGACACAGUGCGCUACAAUUUCCUGGUUAAGGCUCUGGUGUUGGGUCAGUACCCAGUGCUACUCACUGGGCCAGUGGGCACCGGUAAAACCUCUGUGGUCCAGAGUGUCCUGCAGAGCUUGGAUAAAAAGUGGACUGCCCUCACUAUCAACAUGUCGUCACAGACCACCUCUAAUAACAUCCAGGCCAUCAUGGAGAGCCGAAUAGAAAAGAGAACCAAGAGCGUGUUUGUGCCGACAGGUGGGAAGCGACUGCUUUGUUUCCUGGAUGACCUCAACAUGCCAGCCCAUGACCUUUUUGGCUCCCAGCCGCCGCUGGAGCUGCUGCGCCUUUGGAUCGACUAUGGCUUCUGGUAUGACCGCGAGAAACAGACCCGAAAGUUUGUCAAGGACAUGGUCUUGCUGGCGUCCAUGGGGCCCCCUGGUGGAGGGAGGACCCACAUCUCUGACCGCUUCCAGAGUCGAUUCAGCCUCAUCAACAUGACCUUCCCGAAUGAGUCCCAGAUCAGGCGGAUCUACAGUACCAUGAUCAACCAAAAACUCGAGAGCUUUAAAGAGGAGCUGAAGCCCAUUGGAGAGAUUCUGACUACGGCCACUUUAGAACUAUAUUAUGCUAUUGUAGCUCAAUUUCUUCCCACUCCUGCCAAGAUACACUACCUCUUCAAUCUCAGGGAUAUCUCCAAGGUGUUCCAGGGCCUGCUAAGAGCUCACCCAGACUACCAUGACACCAAAACCAACGUCACUAGACUUUGGACCCAUGAGUGCUUCAGGGUUUUCUCCGACCGGCUUGUGGAUCACGGUGACAUGGAGGCCUUUGUUGCUUUGAUGGAUGAGAAACUGGGCUCACACUUUGACCUCACCAUCAGCAGCAUGUGCCCCAACAAACAAAAACCAAUAUUUGGUGACUUCCUGAGUGAGUAUCAUGUGUAUCAGGACCUACUGGACAUGAGCGGUCUCAAGAUGUUCAUGGAAGCCAAGCUUGAGGACUACAACCUGACGCCUGGCGUAGUGCCCAUGAGCCUGGUGCUCUUCCGAGACGCCAUCGAGCACAUAACCCGUGUGGUACGUGUGAUCAGUCAGCUCAGGGGCAACAUGCUGCUGGUCGGUGUUGGGGGCUCCGGUCGACAGAGCCUGUCUAAGAUGGCCGCCUCCAUCUGUGAGUACCAGGUAUUCCAGGUGGAAGUCACCAAGCAGUACCGCAAGCAGGAGUUUAGAGAAGACAUUAAGAGGCUGUACCGUUUGGCUGGUGUGGACAACAAGCCCACAGUCUUCCUGUUCAGCGACACCCAGCUCGUAGAUGAAUCAUUCCUAGAGGACAUCAAUAACAUCCUGAGCUCUGGAGAGGUGCCCAACCUCUACAAGCAGGAUGAGUUUGUUGAGGUUUGCAGUGCUCUGACAGAUUCUGCCAGGAAAGACAAGGUGGUGGAGACUCCUGACUCCCUGUUUUGCUACCUGAUAGAGCGAGUCAGGAACAACCUGCACAUAGUGCUGUGUAUGAGCCCAGUGGGAGAGCCCUUCAGGAACCACAUUCUCCAGUACCCUGCGCUCGUCAACUGCACCACCAUUGACUGGUUCUGUGAGUGGCCCAAAGAAGCUCUGCUGGAGGUGGCUCAGAGGUACUUGGACGGCCUGGAGCUGGGAUCCAUGAAGGAGAUCCAGACAAAGGUUGCCAGCAUCUUUGUGACCACACACCAGUCUGUGGCACAGGUCUCCCAACAGAUGAAGCUGGAGCUGAAAAGACAUAAUUAUGUGACACCCACCAACUACCUGGAGCUUGUGUCUGGAUACAAGAAGCUGUUGGCAGAGAAACGCAGUGAGUUGGGGGAGCAGGUGAGCAAGCUGCGCAACGGCCUUUUCAAGAUCAGCGACACCCGCGAGAAGGUGGAGGGCAUGUCUCUGGAGCUGGAGGAGGCCAAGAAGCAGGUGGCAGAGUUCCAGAAACAGUGUGACGAGUACCUGUCCGUCAUUUUGCAGCAGACAAGAGAGGCUGACAAGCAGAAGAAGGCGGUAAGUGCCCACAGUGAGAAAAUUGGAGCUGAAGAGUUACAGUGUAAAGCCUUGGCUGAGAAUGCUCAGAGAGACCUGGACGAGGCCCUGCCUGCCCUGGAGGAGGCUAUGAAGGCUCUGGAGUCUCUGAAUAAGAAGGACAUGACGGAGAUCAAGUCAUAUGGCUGCCCCCCAGCAUUGGUGGAGACAGUCAUGACGGCUGUCAUGACCCUUCAGGGCAAGGAGCCUACCUGGGCAGAGGCCAAGAGACAGCUGGGUGAGUCCAACUUCAUCAAAACAUUAGUUAACUUCGACAAGGACAAUAUACCGGACCGUGUGUUGAAGAAGAUCGGUCAGUACUGCAGACACGUAGACUUCCGGCCAGAGAUCAUCGGCAAAGUGUCACUGGCUGCCAAGUCCCUCUGCAUGUGGGUGAGAGCCAUGGAGGAGUAUGGACGUAUCUUCAGGGUGGUGGAGCCGAAGCGGGCCCAACUGAACGCUGCCAUGUCCCAGCUGGCGGAGAAACAAGCUGCGCUGGCUGAGGCCCAGAACAAACUACGAGAGGUGGCAGAGAAGCUAGACGAACUGAAAAGGUCACACGGUGAGAAGCUGGACAUGAAGGAGAGUUUGAGGAAGAAAUCAGAGGAGAUGGAGGUCAAACUGGAUCGAGCUGACAAACUGGUGACUGGACUUGCUGGAGAACGGGUUCGCUGGGAAGAGAGAGUUGCUGGUCUUGAGGAGAACAUGGGAUACCUUGUAGGAGACUGUUUGCUCGCAGCGUCUUUCCUAUCCUACAUGGGACCCUUCCUCUCUAACUACAGAGAUGAGCUGCUUUCCAUCUGGAUGAAGGAGGUGCAGGGCGCAGAAAUCCUGUGCACACCAGGGUUCAGUUUUGCGACUUUUCUGUCCAAACCCACGGCAGUGAGGGACUGGAACAUUCAGGGGCUGCCCUCGGACGCAUUCUCUACUGAGAAUGGAGUUAUCGUUACCCGCGGAAACAGAUGGCCACUGAUGGUUGACCCUCAAGGCCAAGCUCUGAAGUGGAUCAAGAAUAUGGAGAUGAAAAGGGGUCUGAAAAUGAUAGACUUCCAAAUGCCAGACUACCUGCGCGUGCUGGAGAGUGCCAUCCAGUUUGGGCACCCUGUUCUGCUGCAGAACGUACAGGAGGAGUUGGAACCAUCUCUCAAUCCGAUCCUCAACAAGUCUCUGACGCGAAUAGGCGGCAGGCUGAUGUUGAAGCUGGGUGAUAAGGAGGUGGAGUACUGUCCAGAGUUCCGUUUUUACAUCACCACCAAGCUGUCUAACCCCCACUACACGCCAGAGAUUUCUGCAAAGACCACCAUAGUCAACUUCGCUGUCAAGGAACAGGGACUGGAAGCGCAACUGUUGGGGACAGUGGUGCGUAAGGAGCGUCCAGAGCUCGAAGAACAGAAGGACUCUUUGGUGAUCAGCAUUGCCGCUGGCAAGACAAAACUGCAGGAACUGGAAGAUGAGAUCCUCAGGCUGCUGAAUGAUGCAACUGGCUCCCUGUUGGACGAUGUGCAGCUGGUGAACACGCUGCAGACAUCCAAAGUGACGUCCACUGAUGUUUCGGAGCAGCUGGAGAGCAGUGAACAUACCGAAAUCAAGAUUGACUCUGCUAGAGAGGGCUACCGUCCAUGUGCCGAGCGAGCCUCCAUUCUCUUCUUCAUCCUAAACAACAUGGGCCUCAUUGACCCCAUGUACCAGUUCUCACUGGAUGCCUACAUUAACCUCUUCAACCACAGCAUAGAGAAGAGCAAGCGCAGUCACAAGCUGGAGGAGAGGAUCACCAACCUCAAUGACUACCACACAUACGCAGUGUACAGGUACGCAUGUCGUGGUCUGUUCGAGGUCCACAAGCUUCUCUUCAGCUUCCAGAUGUGUGCCAAAAUCCUGGAGGUGACUGGGAAACUCAACAUGGAUGAGUACAGUUUCUUCCUCCGAGGAGGACUCGUACUUGAUAAGGAGGAACAGAUGGACAACCCCUGUACCAGUUGGCUGGCAGACUCCAGCUGGGACAACAUCACAGAGCUUGAUAAGCUGCCCAACUUCCAUGGCCUGAUGGUUUCCUUUGAACAGUACCCCCGAGAGUGGAACCUUUGGUUCACCAGUGCUGAGCCAGAGAAUGCCACAUUACCAGGUGAUUGGGAGAAUAACUGUAAUGAACUCCAGAAAAUGUUGGUCGUGCGCUCCCUGCGUCAGGACCGCGUCUCCUUGGGUGUCACCCACUUCAUCGUUAACAACCUCGGCUCUCGCUUUGUGGAGCCGCCGGUUCUCGACAUGAAGGCUGUUGUGGAGGAAUCCACCUGCAGGAGUCCUCUGAUCUUUGUUUUGUCUCCUGGGGUGGACCCCACUGGAGCCCUGCUGCAUCUGGCCGAAGACUCUGGUAUGAGCAAGAACUUCCACGCUCUCUCUCUUGGCCAGGGACAGGCCCCCAUCGCAAAGAGCAUGAUUGAAGAGGGCGUCAAAAAUGGUCACUGGGUAUUCCUUGCCAACUGCCACCUCUCUCUCUCAUGGAUGCCUGAGCUGGACAAGCUGGUGGAGCAGCUACAAGUGCAGGAGCCCCACCCCAACUUCCGACUCUGGCUCAGCUCUUCGCCACACCCCGAAUUUCCCAUUACCAUCCUGCAAGGUGGGAUCAAGAUGACCACUGAACCACCAAAGGGUGUGAAAUCCAACAUGAAGCGUCUGUACCAGCUUGUGACGGAGGCUCAGUUCAACCGCUGUUCAAGACCCAUCUUCUACCGGAAGCUCCUCUUCUCCCUCUGCUUCUUUCACAGCAUCCUGCUGGAAAGGAAGAAGUUCCUACAGCUGGGCUGGAACAUUGUUUAUGGCUUCAACGAUUCCGACUUUGAGGUGAGUGAGAAUCUGCUCAGUCGCUACCUGGACGAGUACGAGGAGAUUCCCUGGGAUGCACUGAGGUACCUCAUUGCUGGGGUCAACUAUGGAGGUCAUGUGACAGAUGACUGGGACAGACGUCUUCUAACCACAUACAUCAAUGACUACUUCUGCGAGGCUGCGGUCACCCAGCCCUUCUUCAAGUUGUCCUCCUUAGCCAACUACUACAUCCCCCGUGAUGGACCCCAGUCCUCAUUCAAGGAGUUUAUUGGCAUGAUGCCUCCCGCAGAGCACCCUGAGGUGUUUGGCCAGCACCCUAAUGCCGACAUUGCUAGUCAGAUCGCUGAGACCAGAUUGCUGUUCGACACCCUGCUCUCCCUGCAGCCCCAGGUCACCAGCCCCUCCGCUGCGGGGGCUAGGCCGAGUAGAGAGGAUAAGGUAUUAGAGCUGUUGGCAGACGUCCGUGUGAAGAUUCCAGCAUUGAUUGACUACGAGGGCACAAAGUCCCUCCUCCAGGACAACCCUUCGCCUCUUAAUGUGGUCCUGCUGCAAGAGGUCCAGAGAUACAACUCGCUGCUGGACACCAUCAUUGCGUCUCUGCUGGAGCUGGAGAAAGGGAUCAAAGGCUUAGUGGUGAUGUCACCCAGCUUGGAGGAGACCUUCAACUGCAUCUAUGACGCCCGUGUACCACCGCUGUGGGAGAAGACAUACCCCUCACUGAAGCCCUUGGCAGCGUGGACCAGGGAUCUUUGCCAGCGGGUGGUUCAGUUUGCACGCUGGACAGAGAUGGCACAGCCCCCCAACUUGUUCUGGCUAUCCGGCUUCACCUUUCCCAACGGUUUCCUGACCGCCGUGCUGCAGUCUUAUGCUCGGCAACAUAAGAUAUCAGUGGACACACUGUCCUGGGAGAAUAUAGUAUCCACUGUAGAUGACAGCAACCUCCUCCACCCGCCCAAGGAUGGAGUGUUUGUGCGAGGUUUGUACCUGGAGGGGGCAGGUUGGGACAAGAAGAACUCCUGUCUGGUGGAAGCUGAACCCAUGCAGAUGUCCUGUCCCAUCCCUACCAUCCACUUCAAACCUGUGGAGAACCGCAAGAAGAUGGGCAAGAUUAUGUACCUGUGUCCGUGUUACUACUUCCCCGUGCGUUCGGGCGGCGCUGGACGAGCAUCUUUUGUGAUCGACGUGAAGCUCAAAUCCGGAGCUGCUACCCCCGACCACUGGAUCAAGAGAGGGACCGCUCUUCUCAUGAGUCUGGACAGCUAAAUGCAUACACACCCACACAUAGUACCCUUUGCUUUUUGUUGUUUAAUACUUUUUAUACAUAUUAAAAUGUUCAACAUUC
Scophthalmus maximus (turbot) is the source of this 13747-nucleotide messenger RNA. It is a transcript of the gene dnah2, whose product is annotated as dynein, axonemal, heavy chain 2. NCBI's taxonomy places the organism in Eukaryota, Metazoa, Chordata, Actinopteri, Pleuronectiformes, Scophthalmidae. The coding region runs from base 16 to 13668 and encodes 4550 amino acids. Gene Ontology annotation, biological process: microtubule-based movement. The transcript has 88 exons. Gene Ontology annotation, cellular component: dynein complex. The record is from RefSeq and is a predicted model, not a curated record. Gene Ontology annotation, molecular function: dynein intermediate chain binding; ATP hydrolysis activity; ATP binding.